Molecule: messenger RNA, 645 nt
Organism: Closterium sp. NIES-65
Lineage: Eukaryota; Viridiplantae; Streptophyta; Zygnematophyceae; Desmidiales; Closteriaceae
Source: the annotation of a GenBank genome assembly
AUGGCUUAUGUGAAUUGCGUCUCCCUCUUGUGGCAGAUUGGUGAGGGAGAGAAGCUUGUGCGAGCCCUUUUUGGUGUGGCGAGCUGCAAGGAGCCUGCUGUCAUUUUCAUUGAUGAAAUCGAUUCUCUUUUAUCACAGCGUCAAUCAGAAGGCGAGCAUGAGUCCAGCCGUCGGCUGAAGACGCAAUUUCUCAUUGAAAUGGAGGGAUGUGGGACAGGAGAUCGACACGUUCUAGUUAUUGGAUACUCGGGAUCAGACAUGCGGCAUCUUGUCCGAGAAGCAGCCAUGAUGCCGUUGAGGGAGGCUGCUCUCUCUGGUCGGAUAGACAAGAUGGAAAAGGAUGAUAUCAGACCUGUUGGUCUUCAGCGGGAAAGCUGCACCGUGCCAUCACUACGCGCUCUGUCCUGCACGGUACAGCACUGCAGAGCAGAGAGGAAGCGCAAGGGGAAGGAGCUGGCGGACGACCAGGAACGUGAGAGGGUUGUGCGCGGGCUGGAGUGGGAUCGUGAUGAGUCGGAUGCGGACGACGAUGAGGAGGAGGCCUAUGAGGAGGAGGAGGACCAGGAGCUGGACGACGACCCUUUCCGCGAGGAGGAUGAGGAGGAGGAGGAUGUGGAGGAGAUAGGCAUGGAUCAGCCUGAGUGA